Messenger RNA from Anastrepha ludens (Mexican fruit fly), 1050 nucleotides. RefSeq lists its product as uncharacterized. The coding region runs from base 316 to 753 and encodes 145 amino acids. The record is from RefSeq and is a predicted model, not a curated record. NCBI's taxonomy places the organism in Eukaryota, Metazoa, Arthropoda, Insecta, Diptera, Tephritidae. The transcript is spliced from 3 exons.
GUCUGCUUGCUCUGUUUGUACCUUCGGGCUUUAACAGCAGCUCUGGCUAUAAAUACCAGUCUGUGAACUAUUUUUAUACCUAAUUCAGUACACACAUUCGCCUACAACAGUUCAUUUCAGCACACGGUUAAAUAGGCUAUCGAAUACGACCACUCUCUAAGCCGAGAUCGUUACUACUGCAUUCGCCGUCAUCAAUCAUCAGUUUAAUAUAUUUCACCCACAAAAACGGUAUUAUUAUACGAGACCAUUCACAAAAAUCUGUAUAAGUAAAAUUUAAAUAACUCAAAUUUAAGUACCUUAUAUUUGAGUAAAAAAAUGAAACCAUUUUUGGUAAUUGUUCUUGCAUUAUUCGUAUGCAUUGCUGCCCAGGAUGAUAAAAAAAACAAGCUAAGAAGCACUGACAGUGAAAUAAAAAUUUACAAGCGCCUUAUACCAGCAGAUGUGUUACGAGAUUUCCCUGGCAUGUGCUUUGCUUCAACACGUUGCGCUACGGUCGAACCAGGCAAGACAUGGGAGUUGACACCAUUUUGCGGACGUUCAACUUGUGUUCAAAACGAUGAAAACCCUUCCAAAUUGCUGGAAUUAGUAGAAGACUGUGGUCCACUGCCUUUGGCUAAUGAGAAAUGCAAAUUGGAUACUGAAAAAACGAACAAGACGGCGCUUUUCCCUUACUGCUGCCCCAUUUUCACCUGUGAGUCCGGCGUUAAGCUUGAAUACCCCGAAAUCACGAAGGAAGAACCGAAACAAGAAUAAUUUAAAAAUAAAUAAUAGCAGACUUUGUUGCAAUUUGUUAACGAUCAGCAAGAAGUACAGUUUAGAUCCAAAACCAUUUUACAUAGAUUAUCAACUACAGCCAUCGUUCUGUUUCGAUUAACAUAUACAUACAUAUAUAUAACGCGAAGUAGCGUUAUCUUAUAUGUACAUUCUAUUGAAUAGCGCCCGCCUUUGCUCAAAUAUGGAUGGAUAUGUAUGCCUGAAAUGAAAUCAAUUGUAUUAUAAUUUUCACUGUUUACGUUCAAAACUUAUAAUGUUAAUACAUGCAGAAAAGUA